AUGCUUCGCCUCCGCGGGGCUGAUAACUCCGUGGCCGAGCUCUUCAUCGUCCAGAUGAUCCAGGGUCUAGGAUCCGGCAUAAUGCAACUAUCGAUUCUUGUGCCUGCUCAGGUCGUUGUGCCUCACCGCGAGAUGCCACAGAUCACUGCUUUGGUCAUUUGCUGUUCGGUCAUUGGGGGAAGUAUCGGAGGUUGCAUAGCUGGUGGCAUCUACACCAACACAUUCAAGCCGAUGCUGUACAAGUAUCUCGGCGCCAGCGCUUCACCGGAGCUCGUCGACUCGUUAUUUGAUUCCAUUGUUGGCACCGCACCUGCAUGGGGUACUCCGGAAAGAAACGCGAUCAACCAUGCUUUCACAGACGUGAUGAAAUUCAUGGUCUAUACUGCCGUCGGAGCUUCAGCUCCGGGGGUUAUCCUGGCCUGGUUCCUGCCAGAUUUUAUAUUACCUGACCGAAACAACAUGGUUGAGGAGUAA
Colletotrichum lupini is the source of this 474-nucleotide messenger RNA. RefSeq names its product ENB1 protein. Gene Ontology annotation, molecular function: transmembrane transporter activity. Gene Ontology annotation, biological process: transmembrane transport. Bases 1 to 474 code for a protein of 157 amino acids. The transcript is spliced from 3 exons. Lineage: Eukaryota; Fungi; Ascomycota; Sordariomycetes; Glomerellales; Glomerellaceae. The record is from RefSeq and is a predicted model, not a curated record.